This is a messenger RNA of Pristis pectinata (smalltooth sawfish), 4641 nucleotides long. It is a transcript of the gene grhl2b, whose product is annotated as grainyhead-like transcription factor 2b. Gene Ontology annotation, cellular component: nucleus. Gene Ontology annotation, biological process: brain development; neural tube development; regulation of transcription by RNA polymerase II. Gene Ontology annotation, molecular function: RNA polymerase II cis-regulatory region sequence-specific DNA binding; DNA-binding transcription activator activity, RNA polymerase II-specific. The record is from RefSeq and is a predicted model, not a curated record. NCBI's taxonomy places the organism in Eukaryota, Metazoa, Chordata, Chondrichthyes, Rhinopristiformes, Pristidae. The transcript is spliced from 17 exons. Bases 1634 to 3532 code for a protein of 632 amino acids.
UACUAUACCUGGGAGUAAUUACAAAGCAGUAAUCUAAUCAAGUGGUAUAAAACAUGAAAGCAAACUACAGUGGUUUAUAACUUGUCAUUUGAUUCCUGAGAUUAGAUUACUGCCUUGAAACUACUCCAGGUUGUUUUUAUUGAAAGUAUACACUAUAAACUUCAUGAAAUGGCUUUAUUCAGUUUUGAUUCCAUUCCAGUGCCAAUAACAGGUGUCAGAGCAGAUGGUGAUUGUCAGUAUAUUGCAUGCUGUUGAUAUAUAGACUGAAUAGUUAACAAUUGUAUUGUAAUCAUAAGAAAUAUUUUGCAUUAAGUCAUCAUAACUUUCCACAAUCACCUACAGCGAGGUACAAUGUCACAUUUCCCCUCAAAGUUAAGAUAAUCCGUCUCGUCCAGUUAGUAAAUGUCUUCUUUCAGGAAGUUAUUUGAUUUCAUUGCUUAAGAAACAGUACUUUUACUCUCUCUGGAAAAGUAUCUCCACUGUCAUUACGCUGUCUUCUCUCCAUUGCUUGGCUUUAUUUUCAUUUUAUAACUCAUUCAGCUGCCUUCAGCCACUUUCCUUCAUCAUUCUUUUCUUCACAGUACCAGUUCUCUGCUCCCCUCCGUCUUCCAGACGCGUACGAAGCAGUGCUCUGUUCGCGUUUUUUGCUCCAACGUUAGUUACCCUGCGCACUCCCUCAGGUGCAGUACCUCUCACUGUGUGUGUGUGUGUGUGUGUGUGUUAAAGAUGGGCGGACCAACCCACCUUUCAUCCACUCACUUACCUGGUUUCGACGGCUAGUGCCGCCCACUGGAAUCUGAAAGCGCCCAGUUUGCAAAAACGCAACUUUUUUUUCCCUGCAGCACCUCACCCAGUUGAAAUCUGCAUUCUCACACACACCUUAAAAAAAAAUCACUUGUUUUUUUCUCUGGGCAACCCCCUAUCACUUAUUACUGUGCACGCCUACCCACAGUCUGACCAUUGUAUACAAGGGGGGGAAAAAGUGUUGAUUUUAUCUCCCUCCCUGCCGUGCAGUCCCGCAAAUCUCAUGUAGUCCAGGUGAAUCGAGGGGCUGUUCUCAUCGCACCGGUUCUGCAAAGAGUGCAAAAGAGGAAUUACCUGUAGUCCGGGUUCUGCAGUUAGACCACACCGCACCGACUUGAAAGUCCAGUUCCGCAAGAAGAGAAGCCGGGAAGAGCUGGAGAAAUAUGUCACAGGAGACGGACAAACAAAAGAAAACUCCCGCCCACGGCCCCCAUGGUCCUUCGACCGGACGGGACAUCGCCAUCUAACCAGACCCUUCGAUGCUCAACCCCUCCAUCAGGACGAUAGCGCCCAGCUGAUCAGAAACAACUUAUUGCAGACACACCAUCAAUGGUUGACAAUAUCCACCCUCUGUUUACUUCAUGUAUUAGUCUUUUGAAGAACACAGUACAUUGGAUUUCCAUUUUUAAAAAAAACUUGGCAACAAACCUUUUAUGAUUCCCAACCCCUUAAAGCCACCAGUGGGUGGACAAGCUUGGAGGAACCCGGCAGAAGGUGAACAGGAAGGCUCUCCGUCUGAAGUCAAGCCCUGCCUCACUCAAGACAGCGGCAAGAGUACUUCUCGCCACGUUUGAGGAGAACCACUACCAACCUAUUUCUUCCUAUGUAGAUGCGUUUGUUUUGGAGGGGAAUUGUCAGCAAGCGCCUGGUGGUAGUACUACAGAAUGAUUCAAACUUCCAUCCCAGACGUGCCUAUACCAGUGAAGAUGAGGCCUGGAAGUCAUAUCUUGAAAACCCAUUGACAGCUGCCACAAAAGCAAUGAUGAGCAUUAAUGGUGAUGAAGAUAGUGCGGCUGCCUUAGGAUUGCUUUAUGACUAUUACAAGGUCCCCAGGGAUAAGAGACUGAUGCCACUUGGUAAAGUAGCUGAUGCACAAGAUGAUCAAGAGAAAAGAAAUUGCCUUGCGUCAUCUGAUAAUCAGAACAAUCUGGACGUGCAAGACAAUCGGGUGCAAGUUCUUAAGUCCCUCCCAGUGAACCUGUCUUUGCACCCGGAGCACUUGGACGUUUCAAAGAGGGAGAAUUAUGGUGCAAAUCCAGCUGAGAACAUGCCUGUGUCAGUUGCAGGAGUAGCUGUGGUCAGCAUCAAGACGGAGGGUUACCCUACGAGCUACUCAGGGGCAAUGACGCCCAACGUGCACUACAGCAGAGCUGAGGGUGAUGAACAGAGAGGGGUGAUUUUUGAACAGAACCUCGGCAGCAACCAAUAUGAAGUGCUCACUGUCACACACACCAACUACCUCAAGGAUGACCAGCGCAGCACACCUGACAGCAGCUACAGUGAAUCAUUUAAGGAAGGAAUAGCUGAAAAAUACCGUAGCCCUUCGUUAGGAGAUGAGGAAUUCAUCUACGAGCACACAGGAGGAGAUUCGUUCCACUACAUGUUGGAAGCAACAAAAUCCUUACGUCAGAAGCAAGGGGAAGGGCCGAUGACGUACCUGAAUAAAGGACAGUUUUAUGCCAUAACACUCAGGGAGACUGGAGCCAACAAAUGCCUUCGCCAUCCAAUCAGCAAAGUUAGGAGUGUAAUAAUGGUUGUAUUCAGUGAAGAUAAGAACCGUGAUGAGCAACUGAAAUAUUGGAAAUACUGGCAUUCUCGACAGCAUACAGCUAAACAGAGGGUUCUUGAUAUCGCUGAUUACAAAGAGAGCUUCAACACCAUUGGAAACAUUGAAGAAAUUGCCUACAAUGCCAUCUCUUUCACCUGGGAUGUGAACGAGGAAGCUAAGAUAUUCAUCACCGUGAACUGCCUGAGCACAGAUUUCUCCUCUCAGAAGGGGGUGAAAGGACUUCCCCUCAUGAUACAGAUUGACACCUAUAGCUACAACAAUCGCAGCAACAAACCCAUCCAUCGGGCCUAUUGCCAGAUCAAAGUGUUCUGUGACAAGGGAGCUGAGAGGAAAAUCCGGGAUGAAGAGCGGAAACAGAACCGAAAGAAAGGAAAAGGUUCAGGAGCCUCAAACCAAGUAAAUCCCUCAUCAGAAACCAAACUGAACACUGCAGCUAUGCAGAAGCGAAGUGAUGCGACUUUCUUCAAAACCAUGACCGACCUGGAUUCGCAGCCAGUUCUCUUCAUUCCAGACAUCCACUUUGGGAACCUCCAGAGGAGUGGGCAGAUGUACAGCGUCAGCACAGACGACAUGGAGAGGGAAGGUGUCCUUGUAAAAAGGAUGCUCCGGUCUCUGGAAGAUGAAUAUCCCCCAACAGCCACCAAACAGAUUAAAGAAGAAGUGCAUAAAAAAGUCCUGCUUUAUGUACGAAAAGAGUCUGAUGAAGUGUUUGACGCGUUGAUGCUGAAGUCGCCAACAGUCAAAGGGCUGAUGGAUGCAUUAUCUGACAAGUAUGGAUUUCCAGCAGAAAAAAUUGGAAAAAUUUACAAGAAAAGCAAAAAGGGAAUUUUGGUGAAUAUGGAUGAUAACAUCAUUGAACACUACUCCAAUGAAGAUACUUUCAUUCUCAAUAUUGAAAGUCUGGGUGAGAGCUUGAAGAUCACACUGACUGAAAUUUAACAAGAACUUGGGAGAGCCUUCCAACUAAAUGUACUUCAGAGUUGGAUCACAGUUUGAUCAUACUGCUGUCACCAGCCUGACUGCUGAAUAACUGUUAAUGACCAAUGGAAAGGAGUUCGCUCCUGUCAAGUGAACAAACUGUGUACAUGUUACAGAAAUCAAUGAAGCUGAACUGGCAUGUCUCUAUACUUCAUAAGUUUCAAAUAUUGACAGCUUUAGAUACUACUAUAUUGAUUGUUUCAAUGACUUCAGAAUGAGCACCAUGAUGGUGUUACUUAGAGGACACUAUUUUAGCUAUAGACAAUUAAGUUGGUACAGGCAUUGGAUACAAUCAUGCCUGGUAUCCUCUUAUUUUCAACUCCAUGGUAUUUGCAGUCAGAUUUGUGUUGUGAUCAUCUGUUCCAAUCACAUACCUGUUUUCCAUAGUAGAUGCAUUCAUUGAUACCUCAGAAGACAAGCUUGUGAAUGAGAAAGUAAAUGUCACUCCAAUUGUUCCUUCAUUUGGAAAGCGACUUGUUUUAUUACCUUUUUAAAGUAAUCAUGAGAGCUUGUACAUCAUCUGAUUGCUUGUUAGUCAAAUACAUAUGCAAUUAAGAUUGAUAGACCUAAUGCUCCAGCAGGUCAUACAGAACCAUCUGUGUGUCUGCCUUGGUUCUUGUCUAUGUAGCAAGGGAACCAAUAAUAUCACUUUUAGUAGAAUUUGACACUAACUGAAAUAGAGAAUAGCGUAUAUAAUUGUAAAAAUAAUGUCUAUAAUGUGCAAUAUUAAAUUUUACAUAAGGCAUGUUUACUGCCAUUAUGCUUUCUUUGGGUUGAGGGUUUUCGUGGUAGUUGUGUAUUUUUAUUUUUUAAUAUAAAACCUGUUUCCUUUUGUCUAUAUAUUAAGUUUGAAAGGCAUCAUGAGAUUUUACAAAAUGACUGUAUAAACUGCAAUCCAGGGUAUUUAAAGGACUUGGGAAACUUGAACGUUUUUACAAAUUGAGCAAAACUGUAUACAAGGUAAUAUUUUUGGAAAUGGGAGUUGGGAUCUUUUCAGACUUUAAAAAGACAGUUGUAUUUUAUUUUUUGUACAAUUUUUAAAGAGCAAAAUAAACAUCAGUGUACAUGGA